Messenger RNA from Biomphalaria glabrata, 6732 nucleotides. RefSeq names its product sodium- and chloride-dependent GABA transporter ine-like. NCBI's taxonomy places the organism in Eukaryota, Metazoa, Mollusca, Gastropoda, Planorbidae. Gene Ontology annotation, biological process: sodium ion transmembrane transport. The coding region runs from base 522 to 2282 and encodes 586 amino acids. The transcript is spliced from 14 exons. The record is from RefSeq and is a predicted model, not a curated record. Gene Ontology annotation, cellular component: membrane.
UAGUUAUACAACUCUAGGUUUACAUAAACCGAGUGCCGAAUGAUUCAGCGCAUUCGUUUUAAAUCUGAAUCUACUAUUAUAGAGUCUAGAUCUAGUAGUUUAUAUUUCUAAUAACUAUUUUUAAAAGCCUGACAAGCAAGCAUUCUGAAUGUUUUCUCUUACAUUAAAAAAAAAAUUGAUUUAGGAGUACAAUCAAGAUCUAUGUAGGAUUUAUUCACAUUCAGUCUCAUUGACCAAAAAAGAAUACGCCAAGAAAAACAGCCACUGUGUCUGAGUUCAAGCCUACACAAUGUUUCAGAUAUCUAAACUCUAUACAACCAAGUCUAAGUGGAAUACAAGUUCUUCUUCAAGAAAAUUUUCUAGUCAAAAGUCAGUACUAAAUCACAAGUUUUAAUUGACUAAAGUAUUAUCAACAUAUUAUCAACAUGCGUUACCCAACAACACAGCACGAGCCCAGCAUUGUAUGAUAAUAAUUCUACUUUUAACUGUUUAAUUGAAGUACCUCUUAAUAGUAGUAUAAAAUGGAAGAAAGGCAAAACUGGGGAAAGAAAAUGGAGUUUCUACUAGCCACUAUUGGAUAUGCUGUAGGCCUUGGAAAUGUUUGGCGAUUUCCUUAUUUAUGCUUUCGAAGUGGAGGAGGGGCGUUUCUUAUUCCAUUCUUCAUCAUGCUCAUUAUUUGUGGGAUACCGUUGGCUUACAUGGAGAUGGCUGUUGGGCAGUACACAAGACAAGGGCCCGUAGGUGCCCUCAGUAAACUUUGCCCUUUCUUCAAAGGUGCUGGUGCUGCCACUGUCAUGAUCUCAUUUCUCUUCACUACCUACUACAUUGUCAUCAUCACCUGGUCCUGCUACUACAUGUUCAGCUGCUUCACUGAGACACUGCCAUGGAUGCACUGCAACCACUCCUGGAACUCAGACCACUGUUGGGAUGGCUCUCUAGCCAAUGCCACCAAUGGCUUGCAGCCUAAUGAUUCCAGGUCACCCACUGAGGAUUUCUUUAUUGAGAAUGUGUUGCAGAGGUCCAGUGGUAUUGAUAAGCAAGGCGUGCUGCGAUGGGAACUUGUUUUGAUUUUGUUGAUGUGUUGGAUUGUUGUUUAUUUUUGUAUAUGGAAGGGUCCAAAGUCUACUGGCAAGGUUGUUUAUUUCACCGCAACAUUCCCAUACAUUGUCUUAACCAUUCUUCUAGUCAGAGGACUGACGUUGCCUGGGUCAGAGGAAGGGAUUAACUUUUUCAUCAAACCACGCUGGGAGCUGCUGCUGGAUGCCAAGGUUUGGGUGAAUGCUGCAGCUCAGAACUUCAACUCUCUGGGUGUGGCAUUUGGAGGUCUCAUAACUAUGUCAAGUUACAGCAAAUUUAAUAACAAGAUAGUUAGAGAUGUCCUGGUAUUGGCUGUAGUUGAUGCCUUCACCUGUAUCCUAGCUGGCUUUGCUAUUUUCUCUAUCUUGGGCAACUUGGCUUUAAACCAAGGAAAGGAUGUGCAGGAUGUUGUUCAGGAAGGUCCAGGUUUGGUAUUUGUCAUCUACCCUCAAGCUUUCAAUACAAUGCCAGUGUCCCAGAUGUUUGCUUUUCUGUUUUUCUUCAUGCUUGUCUGUUUAGGAAUUGAUAGUCAGUUUGCUUCUGUUGAGGUGAUAGUAACCACGAUACAGGACCAUUUCAGUGCCCAGGUGGAGAAAUAUUUGAAGAAGAAAGAAAUUCUUGUUGCUGUGGUUUGUUUUGUGUCCUUUUUAUUUGGGCUUCCAAAUGUCACUCAGGCAAGAUUUUAUUUUUUUCAAUUAUUAGACUACUAUGCAGCUGCCUUAUCAUUAAUGGUUUUAGCCUUUUUUGAGGUGAUUGCCAUCUGUUGGUUUUAUGGUGCUCAUAGAUUAGCUGACAACAUUAGGGUUAUGACUGGAACAAAGCCUAACAUUUUCUUUAUCAUCUGUUGGUUUGUCUUGUCACCACUACUUAUUGGGGGUAUAUGGAUAUUCAGUAUGAUUCAGUAUCAGUCACUGUCUAUAGCAAACUAUACAUAUCCAGACUGGGCUACUGGCCUUGGAUGGAUUAUUGCUCUGUUAUCUGUGCUUUGCAUUCCUGCUGGAAUGGCUCAUGCAGUUUAUUCUGCCAAGGGAACCAAUCUAAUACAGAAAUUUAUCAACAGCUUCCAUUCCAAAGUGGAGAUGGAAACAGGCAACCCCAUCAAUGAGAAAUCUGAGGAUGAUCUUGUCUUGACCAAAGUCACCACUGGUCAGUUUGCUGACCAGGCAGAUCCACCAAUUAAAUCAAAAGACUGCAUUCGAAUGUAAUGGAAAUAACUAACGGUAGUGAGCAUGUUGCAUAACUGGAACAAAAUCGAUUUUCUCUGAGUGAUCACUUAGUUCAAUGGGACCUCUCCCUGUGAUGGCCUCUGCUAUGAGUUAGUUUGAGGACACUCUUCAGCCCAUUGUAAAGAGUUUUUUUCUUCUUAAUACUGUUGGUUUAUCUGGAUAUAGUUGUUAGUAUCUAGCUUGAAGCAAGUCAGAUUAUGGUCAUUGUGUGUGAAUGUUUCCUUUUUUUUUUUUUGAGAUAUUUUAAAAAGUUCAUCUUUGAUUUUCAUGUGAAUAUUUCUGUUUUGAUUUAAAAGGAUGUUUAAAAAAACAAUUUAGUCCUCAAAAUAUACAACUAUAUAAAAUAUCAGCUAUAGAAUCAGAUGUUUGAAAACUUUAAACAACAUAAUGACAUGGCUGCUAUAACCUGGAGUUAAUCUUUCAAAAAUAUGUACCAAUUGUCCUUCUUCAGUCACUUGUACUAUGCAAUAUAGGAAAUGUGUAUUUUAUACAAACUAAAAAGCAACAGUCAUAAUUCUACGCCUGAAAAUCACAUUCUUUUAAAAUAAGAGAACAGAAUAAAGCCCUAUUUAGAUAUAUUGAUUCAAACUAUUUCUUUGUGAUCAGUAUUAUUUGGAUGAAUAGUUUUCAACCAAAAAGUGUUGUUUUUUUAUUUUUCCAACCAAAAUAUUUAUAUCACUUUUUUUAAAAACUUACUUUAUUAUACAAUAAACAUUCUUGUUCUUGAUUAUUAAUACUGAUAUAUUCAAACAACAAUUUAAUAUUUUUAUACAUAUUUAGAACAAUUUGUUAAAAUCUAUAUUUUAAAAUCUAUAUAUUUUUUCCCUGAACUUCAAAGUAAAUUUUGAACAUUAUAUUUGUGAAAUUCCAUACUCAAACUAGUCAGUUGGUGAGGAAUAUCAAGAUAGUUCUCACAUUGAUCAUGUAAUUGGUCAUAUAAUUCUUUUGGGUCAAACAUCACUAUAUUAUUUCCUGGGUCAGAUUCAAGCAUAAUUACGGUUGAUGGUGACGAAAUUGUUUUAGAUGUAUUUUUUUUUCUUUUAAGAACUGUUUGAAUUGAUAAAAUACUGGCUGCACUAAUAGUAAGAGGGACUCUUAUUCUUUUGAAUCACAAAUGGAAACUUGAAAGCAAAUGCUGAUGAGCACAAAGUUUUGAAUGAGAAUGAAAAUGUUAAUUCGUAUUGUUUAAGAUCUAAUCAAAGUUUGUUUAUUCUCUUUAAAAUGUUUUUUUAAAUGAAAUUUUUGUUCUUCUUGUUUUGAAUUUUGAUAAUUAUCUUACCUUAUAUAAUACAGACGUUACUUAAAAAAAGAUGAUUACAUCCUAUGCGUCAUGCAUUUAGUCAUGCAUAUUAACCAAUGACCUAAAUUCUGCUAAAUCACUGGUUUUCCUGACUAGCUCAGGCAACCCAUUCCAUGCCCUUAUAGCACUAGGGAAGAACAAGUAUUUGUACAAAUUUUCCUAGCAUAUGGAAUGAGGAAUGUGCCUUUGAAAGGAGCAUGUCUCUGAUUGGCUACACUACUGAGGAUGUUUGACUUGAAAUCCUUAUGAAAACUAUCUUUUUUUUUUUAAGUUCUAGAUUUAACACAUAAGUUUUGUAUACUGAACUCCUAAAGACAUUAGGGAAACCUUCUCCUGGAUACAGGCUUAAGUAGCUAUACAAAAUAAAAAGGAGAAAUCAUUUUAACCUUCCAUUAUGUUUUUAUCUGACUAAUAUUUAAAAUUAUAUUUUAUUUUGAUCACAAGUUCAACAUUUUAUUGAGUUGUAUAUAAUAUAUAUAUAUACUUUGAACAUUUCAUAGCCAUAUUAUUCAGAAUUUUUAACAAGUCAAUCUUCUUUUUUCAACUUUUAUUGUUUAAUAUUUGGUGUUGUGAUCAAGCCAUUGAUAAAGAAGUCAUUUUUUUUAUUGCACAAAAAAAAAAAAAAUUUUAAAAAGAUUAUUGGCUGUGAAUUCAUCUUAUAAUCAAUGUCAUUGAUUUCUCUUUAGCCAGUGGGUGGUUCCCUCACUAAACAGUUAAGAGUAUAUGUUGCCAGGUAGUAUAAAACAAAAUAUGUAAAGGACCAAAAGCCAUCCAAGUUCAUUUUUGAUGCAUGUAAGAUACAAGUGUAGAAUGAACUUUAAUUAUUUCAAUACUACUAGGAGAGCUGUGAACAUUUUUUUGUCUCCGUGUUGUUGAGGUCAUAUCAAAUAAAAGUGAAACACUUGUGUCCUUUCUCUGUUUUGAUUGAAUUUCUAACUAUUUUCACCUUUUUAUGUUGACUUUUGAGUUUUUUAAAUUCAUUUGAUAAAAGUGAAAAAUGUUUUUGUUAAAAAAAUCAAUCAGCUUUAUGUUUAUUAAGUUGUGCUCCAGGGUCACUUUUGAGUAAAAGUAGUACUUUUAUUUAUGGAAUUGCAUUAAAGUUUUAUGUUCAAUUUUUUUUUAGAUUCUGUACAAAACCAAAAUGAUACUGAUAUAAAUACAUUUGAUGUGUAAAAUGCUUAAUAAAAUAUUGAACAAUGUAUGUUUUAUUACUGUUGACAUUUGACUAAAUGACUGUCAUGUUGAUCUAGCAAUCAAAGAACCAGUAUUCCAUCCCAUCAGCCACCUCCCAACUUAAUGCAGGUCUGUGAAGCAAUGACUAUUUAAACUAUCACCUCACUCCAUCUGGCCUCAUCUCUGGUGGUAGAAUACAAUUAGUCUAAUUAUGGCAAGGAGUGUUCAAUGAUGAUUAACUAAAAAUAUUUAAAUGGUUCCAAUGUUGUCAUUGUUAAAUUUUGCAUUCACUUCUUUUUUUCAGAUAAAUAUUAGUUUCAUGUUUUCUAAGUCUUUUUUUCUACUGGAAACCUCUCCUAGGUUUAUUAAGGGUUUUAAUUCAAAGAUUUUUAAAAUUUAGUAUUGAUUCAAAUUGAUGUUUAUCUUGAUGAGGAUAAAACUAAUUUUCUAUUUUUGUUUAAAAUAAAAGUAGAGUGUGACAAUUGGUUUACCCAUUUGGUCGUAUCAAAUAUAAAAUACUGUGAAAAUUGGUUAACCCGAUUUGUUAAAAAGUUUAACAGAGUUUAACAGAGAUACCAUUAGGUACUUUUUGUCUAUUUUGAGGGCCCUCCAGUUGUGCCAUGAUCUAUGGAACAAUUAUGCCAUGUUUUAUUAAGAUUGGUCUAGUGGUUUUGAUUUCUAUUCAGGACAUACAUGGAUAUGCCUUACUUUCUGAUAUAUAUAUAUAUAUAUAUAUAUAUAUAUAUAUAUAUAUAUAUAUAUAUAUAUAUAUAUAUAUAUAUAUAUAUAUAUAUAUAUAUAUAAAAGACUGUUGUUGAUGUAAGGGUAAGGUGUGUACAUGAUUUGAGUAUGACAGUAAGUCUUAAUGUUGCAUAUCAUGUUGACUAAUCACCUGGUCUGUGAUGUUUUCAUUAGAAUACGGGCACAUUUUUGUUGUCAUGAAAAUAAUUGUUUAAGCUAAACUGCCAGCACAUUUUGAUGAUUCUUUCAUCAGAAAAGUGUUAAGAUUAGUGCAUGGAAAGAAUAAGGAAGGGGUGGAAUGAUAACUUUAUCACAAGUGUGUGAAAUUCUGUUCAAUUAUAACCACUAUUAUCUUAACUACAUACAAAUAAAUGGAAGACAAAAAAAAAAGUAUAGGACAAUUUAGAACAGAUAAAAAGUAUGUUAAUGAAUAACACUAAAACAUUUUUUUUUUAGUAAAUAGUUUAAAACUAGUUGAUCUUUAUUAAUUUUUUUUAGAUAUAUCGGGAAUCUUAAAAAAGAUUCUAGACUGAUUUUUGUGCAAAUGAAGAAAAAAAAACAACCCAACUCUUAAACAUUCUGAGCUGUCUGCAAAAAAGAAAAAAAGUUGUUCUUAUUUCUUUGUCAGCAUUCUAUAAGGUAAAUCAUUUUAGCCCACCCCCCCUCCCUUCCUUCUUUCCUCAUACUAUCUCUGCCACUUUUUUUUUUAUUCUCACACUAUGUACGAGUUUAUUUUUAUUUUGUUACAAGUGUAUUUGUAUAUAUCUUGUAGAUGUUACAUUAUCUACUUACAUUCACCACUUCACUCCUACUUUGUACAUCUGUAGUGCAAAUUUGUAAUAUUUCAUUUUUAUGGCUGAAUCAGCUUCCACAUCACAUUUAUCCCCAUCUUCAUUUCAUUAUCCUUCAGACCUGUGUUCCACUUUUUUUUCUUUUUUUUUAAUGUUGCUAGUAAUAAGUGUUCUCAAAAAUCAAAUAAAUAAAAGCACAUCUAAAAUUCUACCUGAUGGGACCUUAGCUGGUUCAUAAGUUUGUGGUUUUUUUUUUACAUUUGGAGUUAAAGGAUUUGUAUUUUUAUUCUGUUAAUGCUUUUUUCUUUUUAAAAUAGAAACAUGGUUAAGUGAAAGCUAUUUCUUCUAAUUAUUGCUAAGAUAUUGCUAGAAAUAGAUAAUAAAUGUAAUAAUAUACAAAUAAACAUUUUGACUUUUUUUUAAA